GGAAAACAACAUUGGCAGACCAUAGGGCCUUCUGAUUUCAGGUAGGAGACAGUUAAUUGACAUCGAUAUAAGCUCGUCAGUCGCCCAACACUUCGAGAAUUCGUCCACAGGAUUCCUGAAGAGGGCAUUUUACGAUGGACAGCGUAAAAAAUACUCUGGCUGGAGCUUUCGGAAGCUCAGUCAGCACAUUGUCAGGAGCUCUGUCAAACGAUAUUGAAGGUUCCGGAAAUUCUUAUCGAACUGUCUUGCCAUCGCUUGUACUGCUUGCCACCAUUUUCACUCUUGCUCUUAGCUCCGGAUGGAUCCGCAAGUUUGCGGCAGCAUUGAUCGACAAAUCCAAGACAGCAGUGCUCCAUUUAGCGGUGAAACAGAGGAAGAUGUCAAAAGAAGAAGUUCCUCCAGGUAGUCUGGGCCUGCCGGUGGUCGGAGAUUCGUUUAAGUAUGUGAACGCAUAUUACAAUAUGACCAUCAAGAGCUACGUGGACGAGAAAAUUCGCAAGUAUGGGCCGGUCUUUAAAGUGUCGCUGAUGGGUAACAAUACAGUUUUCUUAGAUGCACCAGCUGGCACCAAGAUCGUGUUGAGCCAUAACGAAAUGAAGUGGACGAAAGGAUGGUGGCCGAAGCCGACUUCACAGUUACUGGGUCCGUAUGCUCUAGCUUCGCAAUAUGGCAAUGAUCACCUUCUGCACAGAAAUCAUGUGAUGCGGAAUUUUCUGGACAUUGACAUUGUGCACCAGUACAUUUCGACGAUGGAGAAGAAAGUGGUGGAACAUAUCGACAAGUACUGGAUGACGCUCGAUGAUGGAUCCGAAGUGAAAGCUUUCAAGCUUACGAACGUGUUCACGUUCUCACUUAUCACGCAGAUGAUGCUAGGAAUUUCCAAGGAGGAAGACAUUAUAGUAUUCAAUGAAGUUUUCCGCGAAUGGGCUGCAGGUGGUUUGGCCCUUCCGGUGAAUCUACCGGGAUUUCAGUUCCGGCGCUCUCUUAGAGCGAAGAAGCUCAUCGAUCGGAUGCUGAACGAUCAAAUAGAGAGGAGGAGACAGGAUCUGAAAACUGGACGGGCUUCAGCCACCCAAGAUCUCCUAUCGGUGCUGAUAUCUAAGCCCAACAGUGAGGGUCAUUUCUUCACCAACGAUGAAGUCUGUGGCAGCUUGCUGCACCUGAUCUUCGGAGGCCACGACACCACCGCAGCCACGCUCACUCUCGCCCUCCGAUGCAUCAAACAGAAUCCUGCCGUCUACGAGGAGCUCAAACAAGAACAUGCAACUAUUGCUGCCAGCAAAAAACCUGGUGAGCUUUUAACGAAAGAAGAUCUGUGGGCCAUGAAACAUACUUGGAGGGUUAUGCAAGAGGUCAUGCGGCUCUAUCCGACCGUGCAGGUGUUAUUUCGCGAAGCCAGGAUAACCUUCGAGCACCACGGUUACACUAUUCCCCAAGGAUGGAAGCUGUGUAUCACAAGUGCGAAUUCCAGUUGGGACCCCAAGUUCUGUGAGGAUCCAGAAAAAUUCAAACCGUCCAGAUUUGACGAAGACAAUGAAAAGAUGCCACCAUGGAUCCACUUUCCUUUCGGGGCAGGUCAUCGCACAUGUCCAGGACAGGAUUUUGCCAAAGUUGAGCUGCUUAUUUUUAUGCACCAUUUUCUCCGGAAGAUUGAUUGGACGGUGCUUGUUCCAAACGAGAGAGUUAUCUAUAGACCGCUGCCUACUCCUGUAAAUGCAACGCCCAUCAAGAUAACUAAAAUCAGAAGCUAAGACUUGUAUAGAAUUCUGCUGCUUGCGUGUUGUCUAUUUUCCUAUCUUCUAUUCUAGACAUUAACGUGCAAGAUCGUUGUGAAGUACUUUUCAUCGCUGUGAUUUAAUGGUGAAAGUUAAUGUCUCAAUUGCAAUUUGA
Marchantia polymorpha subsp. ruderalis is the source of this 1890-nucleotide messenger RNA. The record is from the annotation of a GenBank genome assembly. NCBI's taxonomy places the organism in Eukaryota, Viridiplantae, Streptophyta, Marchantiopsida, Marchantiales, Marchantiaceae.